CCCGCGGUAUCCUAGCAACCGCUGGGCUUCGGGAUAAUGUGGGGGCACCGAGCUGAGAGACCCGGGGCGGGCUAAGCCUGGGGGAGAACGGGUCCCAGGACCCGGGUGAGGGUUCCGCACCUGGCCUUCAGUAGUGGUCAAGACGCAGGCACCCACGCCAAAAGCGAGCAAAGCCGGGCUCCGCCCGAGGCCCCCAGGACCUCUAUCUCCCAAUGCCGGAGGUUCCCUCCCAGGAAUCCGCCACGUGACAGCCGGACCGCCCUCUCAGACUAGAGGAGCUCUGUUAGCGCCAUGGCCCCCAAGAAGCCGCUCUGCCUACCCGCCCUGCUGUUGCCACUUCUGACGCUGCUGCUGCCCCAGGCAGGCACUCGGUCGUUCGUAGUGGACCGGGAAAAUGACAGAUUCCUCCUAGAUGGGGCCCCGUUCCGCUACGUGUCUGGCAGCCUGCACUACUUUCGGGUACCACGGGUGCUUUGGGCAGACCGGCUUUUCAAGAUGCGAAUGAGUGGCCUCAACGCUGUACAGUUUUAUGUGCCCUGGAACUACCAUGAGCCCCAGCCUGGCGUCUAUAACUUUAAUGGCAGCCGGGACCUCUUUGCAUUCCUGAAUGAGGCGUCUUUAGCGAACCUGUUGGUCAUACUGAGACCAGGACCUUACAUCUGUGCAGAGUGGGACAUGGGGGGCCUUCCAGCCUGGCUGCUUCAAAAACCUGACAUACAUCUGAGAACCUCAGAUCCAGCCUUUCUUGCCGCAGUGGACUCCUGGUUCAAGGUCUUGCUGCCCAAGUUAUAUCCAUGGCUCUACCAUAAUGGGGGCAACAUCAUUAGCAUUCAGGUGGAGAAUGAAUACGGUAGCUACAGGGCCUGUGACUUCAGCUACAUGCGGCACCUGGCUGGGCUCUUCCGUGCGCUGCUGGGAGACAGAAUCCUCCUCUUCACCACAGAUGGGCCUGAAGGACUCAAAUGUGGCUCCCUCCAGGGACUCUACACCACUGUGGAUUUCGGCCCAGCUGACAACAUGACCAAAAUCUUUGGCCUACUGCGGGUGUAUGAGCCCCAUGGGCCGCUGGUGAACUCCGAGUAUUACACAGGCUGGCUGGAUUACUGGGGCCAGAACCACUCCACACGGUCCGUUUUGGCUGUGACCAAAGGCCUAGAAAGCAUGCUGAAGCUGGGAGCCAGUGUGAACAUGUACAUGUUCCACGGAGGCACCAACUUUGGAUACUGGAAUGGUGCUGAUGAGAAGGGACGCUUUCUUCCAAUUACUACCAGCUAUGACUACGAUGCACCAAUAUCUGAAGCAGGGGACCCCACACCUAAGCUUUUUGCUCUUCGAAACGUCAUCAGUGAGUUCCAGGAAAUUCCCCUGGGACCUUUACCUCCCCCCAGCCCCAAGAUGACGCUUGGACCUUUGACCCUGCAACUGGAUGGGGAUUUGCUGGCUUUCCUAGACUUCCUGUGUCCCCAAGGGCCCAUCAGUUCAAUCUUGCCAAUGUCCUUUGAGGCUGUCAAACAGGACCGUGGCUUUGUGCUAUACCGGACCUAUCUGACCUAUACUGUGUCUGAGCCAACACAGUUCUGGGUGCCUAACAAUGGAGUCCAUGACCGCGCCUAUGUGAUGGUAGAUGGGGUGUUUCAGGGUGUUCUGGAACGAAACAUGAAACACCAACUAUUUUUGAUGGGGAAAGUAGGGGCCAAACUAGACAUCUUACUGGAGAACAUGGGGAGGCUCAGUUUCGGGUCUAACAGCAGUGACUUCAAGGGCCUAUUAGAGCCACCAGUUCUGGGGCAAACGGUCCUCAGCCGGUGGCUGAUGUUCCCUCUGAAAAUUGAUAAGCUUGUAAAGCGGUGGUUUCCCCUCCAGCUGAAGAAAAGGUCACAUCCUCAAGUUCCCUCUGGCCCCACCUUCUACUCCACAAAGUUUCCAAUUUUAGGAGAAGGCGGGGACACUUUUCUCUCUCUACCUGGAUGGACCAAGGGCCAAGUCUGGAUCAAUGGGUUUAACCUGGGCCGGUACUGGACAAAGCGGGGGCCCCAAGAGACUCUCUACGUGCCAAGACCCCUGCUGUUUUCUAGGGGAGCCCUCAACAAAAUCACACUGCUAGAGCUAGAAAACGUGCCACCUCAGCCCCAAGUCCAGUUUCUGGAUAGGCCCAUCCUAAACAGCACCCUGCAUAAGACAUACAUCUACUCCCUCUCAGCUGAUACACAAGGUGCCCCUGAACCAAUGGAGUUAAGCGGGCACUGAGAGAAAGGUAACCCUCGGACCUGGGACACGGAGUGGGCAGGAUUCCUUGGUGCUGGCCACGAUGACCUCAAGGAACCAAAGGCCACAAGGCCCAAAUGCUAGUCCAAGUGCAGUUUCCUUGCCAAACUUUAUUGUGAUUAAAAUUCCAGAGACUGUCCCAGCUCCACA
This is a messenger RNA of Mustela lutreola (European mink), 2415 nucleotides long. RefSeq names its product galactosidase beta 1 like (gene GLB1L). NCBI's taxonomy places the organism in Eukaryota, Metazoa, Chordata, Mammalia, Carnivora, Mustelidae. Gene Ontology annotation, molecular function: beta-galactosidase activity. The coding region runs from base 292 to 2247 and encodes 651 amino acids. Gene Ontology annotation, cellular component: vacuole. Gene Ontology annotation, biological process: carbohydrate metabolic process. The transcript has 17 exons. The record is from RefSeq and is a predicted model, not a curated record.